AUGCCCUCCCGCCCCCUGCAGCUCCCUUCCUCCGCGGUGCGGUUACCUCUGAUCUUAACUGAAGAGAGAGAGAGAGAGAGGACGAUGACAUGA
This is a messenger RNA of Spirodela intermedia, 93 nucleotides long. Lineage: Eukaryota; Viridiplantae; Streptophyta; Magnoliopsida; Alismatales; Araceae. The record is from the annotation of a GenBank genome assembly.